Messenger RNA from Penicillium coprophilum, 843 nucleotides. RefSeq lists its product as uncharacterized. Lineage: Eukaryota; Fungi; Ascomycota; Eurotiomycetes; Eurotiales; Aspergillaceae. The transcript is spliced from 8 exons. The record is from RefSeq and is a predicted model, not a curated record. The coding region runs from base 1 to 843 and encodes 280 amino acids.
AUGAUUUACGAUACAAAGGGGGUUCCGCCUACGAUUUUCACUGUAGCUUCGGCUAAUACGACUACGUUAUAUAUCCCUACUUCUUCUUCGACUAAUAACACAAAAAAGGAUAAGAAAAAGGACAAUAAGGAGGCCGAAAACUCGGCCAAAAACGCUAAGGAUAAGACCUUAAAAGGUUUAACCUUAGUAGCCCUAUACCUUAAUAAGGACUACCUACCGGAGAUCUAUUACUUAACAAUAAUAAUAGUUGGUUAUACUACCUACGAAGGUGAACACUACUGGCUAAAUUACCUAGGAAUUAAUAAGCUUAAUUAUAUGAUCUCGGUUAAUUUACUCUCCGGAUCCUUAAAUUCAGUGUUCGCCCUAGAUAAAAUAGCCCCUAUUUCUAUUGAUCUAGUAUAUCGCUGUACCUACUAUACUAGUAAAGAUCGAGUACGAAAGAUAGAGAUUUAUACUAAUAGUAUUAAACUUAAGAAAGGUAUUGGUGUUAUAUACCCUUACGCUCCCUAUAUUAAAGGAAAAGGAUAUACCUUACCCUUUGGGAAGGUUACUAAGAUUAAAAAUCGACUUCUUAUCGAACCCCUUAUUACUUUCUUGAUCCCUAAAGAAAAGCGGUCUAUAAAGCUAGAUUCUUAUAUAGAAGAAGCUAAAUUAAUCGCUUAUGAUAAGGGUGAUAAUUACGUUCUCUAUAACAACACUUUUAGUGAUUAUUUCGGAACCGAAUCGAAUCGUCCUUCCUCUCCUCCCUCACCUAUAGUCGAAGACUUAGCUAAUAAAGAUAAUACUCCACGAAACAAUCUCCUACCAACAAACCCUACGUUAUUCGAGGAUAAUCCUAAAUAG